AUGACGAUGACGAUUAUGUUCACCUAUAGCCAAGCUGCUGAGAAAGCUGCUGAAGGAAUGGCGGAAAACUUGGAAGACACCAAGGGGCAUAGCAUCAAGGAAUGGGUUUCUAUCAGUAUGGAUACUGACGUCUUCAAAGAGGAGGCUCCAAAGCAUUCUGAUAAUCCGGUGGUGGAUUACGAUGUCAAUCUUGGCGAUUCUGACCAGGAUUCCGACAAAUAUCCAGUAGAUGCAAUUGAGGACAGUGACCUAGAAAUGGACCCUCUCAAUCUUCCUUUAGGUUCGGAUGACAAUGAGGGAGACGGUACCGAUGAUGGUGACGGUGGGGGAAACGCCUUGCAUGGAAAUAAAAAUUCUAAAUCGGUGUCUCGGUCGGUACAAAAUCGAAGAUUUGUUGGUGAGACGUCGGGUCCCAACUUUGUUGAAGAAAUGAAGAUAUGUGGCGAUACCGUGGACGAGAUUUUGAAAGCUGUUUGGAGAGUUAUUGAGCCGGUUAUCUGCCGGGAAGCUCUUUUUGUUGAGGAGAAUGGCCAGGAAGUUCCUCUCUGGGCAGAUAGUGAGCCAGUGUACGCGAACCUGGGAAAGUUUAUUUUCAUGGCGAAUAAGAAUCGUAGACGCAUAACUGUCGAGCAGAUCGACAGCAAGUUUUUGAUCAGCUCGCGCGAGCAAAUCGUUCCCAUCUACGUUCAUGUUUACUCCAACACUGUUUCCUGCAAACAACGAUGGGAAAUGGUAAGUAAACAACUGGUGCAAUUUCAAGAUUGUGAUCGUGCGGGGGCUCCUAGCAACCAAUCUCUUUCUGAAUUGGCUGAUGAGUUGAGAGAAAUUCAUGGUAGAGACUUCUCCGGCCAAGCAUUUGCAUGGAAGCUAUGGGCCACUCAUAUACACGCAGCACCGGCACACGACAGAGAAAGGAGGAAGACUGAACUGCCGCCCCAAUCUGUUAUCAAAUUCUUUCGAUCAGUUCCGACCUCGGAAGCUGUUCGGAUGGAGAACACACGGAAUGGACUGACCGUUGCCAGCACCAUCAACGACGCAUACACCAUGCAGGACAGCAUCAGGCCGGAGGAGAGUACACUAAGCCGUUCUCUUGCUGACAACGUUUCGGAUAUUCAAGAUAUGGAUCAUAUGUAAAUUUUAAACAACAAAUCAUGUUUAUACUUGAUUCGAUUAUUGCUCUUUUAUGUUUGAAAUAAAGCGAUAAAGCAGUUUUGUUCUUGUUUUUAACUCAUCCUCUUUCCUUUACUGAUUAUUUGACUGUGACGCAUCAUUCAACAUUCCUACUGAAGGAUCAAAUACUCCCCCUGGUGAAUACCCACAGUGCCGAAAAAUAUUUGUGCAGUCGUAAUUUUCCAGCUCCAUGAACGUGUCGAAAGCUAGAUGGGAUAGGUUUUGAUUUUUGUUUUCCAGAUACUUUUUCUU
Molecule: messenger RNA, 1422 nt
Organism: Uranotaenia lowii
Lineage: Eukaryota; Metazoa; Arthropoda; Insecta; Diptera; Culicidae
Exons: 4
Coding region: 1-1134 (377 amino acids)
Source: RefSeq, a predicted model, not a curated record